Molecule: messenger RNA, 2478 nt
Organism: Poecile atricapillus (Black-capped chickadee)
Lineage: Eukaryota; Metazoa; Chordata; Aves; Passeriformes; Paridae
Gene: LRRC4C
Product: leucine rich repeat containing 4C
Exons: 2
Coding region: 167-2083 (638 amino acids)
Biological process (GO): modulation of chemical synaptic transmission; synaptic membrane adhesion; regulation of axonogenesis
Cellular component (GO): postsynaptic density membrane; plasma membrane; glutamatergic synapse
Molecular function (GO): cell-cell adhesion mediator activity
Source: RefSeq, a predicted model, not a curated record
GGGGGGGUCCAGGCAGCUCUGUGGAACUGCAGUCUGCAGUGGGCUAGUAGGAUGAGAAGGUCCAGGGGUAGUUUGGGAAACGAGGAGAAGCAUCACCUCCCGAGACGGUAAACCUCCUGAAAAGACGAUUCAAACUCCAGAAGGACCAACACCAAAUAAAUUAUGAAUGUUGAACAAGAUGACCUUACAUCCACAGCAGAUAAUGAUAGGUCCUAGGUUUAACAGGGCCCUAUUUGACCCCCUGCUUGUAGUGCUGUUGGCUCUUCAGCUUCUUGUGGUGGCUGGUUUAGUGAGGGCUCAAACUUGCCCUUCUGUCUGCUCCUGCAGCAACCAGUUCAGUAAAGUGAUCUGUGUACGGAAAAAUCUUAGAGACGUGCCAGACGGCAUCUCCACCAACACCCGGCUACUCAAUCUCCAUGAGAACCAGAUCCAAAUCAUUAAAGUUAAUAGCUUCAAGCAUCUGAGGCACCUAGAAAUCCUGCAGCUCAGCAGGAAUCACAUCAGAACAAUUGAAAUAGGGGCUUUCAAUGGUCUGGCCAAUCUCAACACUUUGGAACUCUUUGACAAUCGUCUGACCACUAUCCCAAAUGGGGCUUUUGUAUACCUGUCAAAACUGAAGGAACUGUGGUUGAGAAACAACCCCAUUGAGAGCAUCCCUUCUUAUGCUUUUAACAGAAUCCCUUCUCUCCGGAGGCUGGAUUUGGGGGAGUUGAAAAGGCUUUCAUACAUCUCAGAAGGUGCCUUUGAAGGUCUGUCCAACUUGAGGUAUUUGAACCUUGCCAUGUGCAAUCUUCGAGAAAUUCCUAACCUUACUCCACUUGUAAAACUGGAUGAGUUAGAUCUUUCUGGGAAUCACCUGACUGCCAUCCGGCCAGGCUCUUUCCAAGGGUUAAUGCAUCUUCAGAAAUUGUGGAUGAUACAGUCCCAGAUUCAAGUGAUAGAAAGGAAUGCUUUUGAUAACCUUCAGUCACUUGUAGAGAUCAACCUGGCACACAACAAUCUGACACUUCUGCCUCAUGACCUGUUCACACCACUCCGCCUGGAAAGGAUCCACUUGCAUCAUAAUCCUUGGAACUGCAAUUGUGAUAUCCUUUGGCUCAGCUGGUGGAUUAAAGACAAGGCACCCUCGAAUACUGCAUGCUGUGCACGUUGCCACACGCCUCCCAGUUUAAAAGGAAGGUACAUUGGUGAGCUGGACCUGAAUUACUUCACAUGUUAUGCUCCAGUCAUAGUGGAGCCACCAGCAGACCUCAACGUCACAGAAGGCAUGGCUGCAGAGAUGAAAUGCCGGGCAUCGACCUCCCUGACCUCCGUAUCUUGGAUUACUCCAAAUGGAUCUGUAAUGACACAUGGGGCAUACAGAGUUCGGAUUGCUGUGCUCAGCGAUGGCACAUUAAAUUUUACAAAGGUAACUGUGCAAGACACGGGUUUGUACACAUGCAUGGUGAGUAACUCUGUUGGGAAUACCACGGCUUCUGCCACGCUGAAUGUGACCGCCCUGGAUAACCCUGGUUACACGUACUUUUCAACCGUCACGGUAGAGACUGUGGAACCUUCUCAGGAUGAGGCACAGACCACAGAGCAGGUUGGGCCCACACCAGUUACCAACUGGGAAACCAUUAACAUGACAACCUCACUCACUCCACAGAGCACAAGAUCAACAGAAAAAACAUUCACCAUUCCUGUGACGGACACAAACAACGGGAUCCCAGGAAUAGAUGAGGUUAUGAAGACUACCAAAAUCAUAAUUGGUUGUUUUGUGGCUAUCACUCUUAUGGCUGCUGUGAUGCUGGUAAUUUUCUACAAAAUGAGGAAACAGCAUCACCGGCAGAACCAUCAUGCUCCAACACGGACUGUAGAGAUCAUUAAUGUGGAUGAUGAGCUUACAGGUGACACACCCAUAGAGAGUCAUUUGCCCAUGCCAGCAAUAGAGCAUGAGCACUUAAAUCACUAUAACUCUUAUAAAUCUCCUUUCAACCACACAACAACAGUUAACACAAUAAAUUCAAUACACAGUUCAGUGCAUGAACCGUUAUUGAUCCGAAUGAACUCGAAAGACAAUGUUCAAGAGACUCAAAUCUAAAACAUUUAUGACAUUAAGGGGUGGGGUGGGGGGACAACAAAAGAUGGUUUAUAAAACAAAUGACACAAAUGACUGGGCUAAAUCUACUGUUUCAAAAGUGUCUUUACAAAGAAAAAGAAAUUUAUUUAUUAAAAAUUCUAUUGUGAUCUAAAGCAGACAAAAUUAUGUGUAUUCCUCAGAACCUGUUUUUGCUGCAGUUAUUUACCCUCCUCGUUCCCGUUUUCCUGCCCAACCUACCCUGACUCCCAUUUGCCAUAUUUUCAUAGGAGAUCUUGAUUCCCUAAAAGAACUGAUCUAGGAAAUUUUGUAAGAAUUCUGUUACACUUUGGGAAUUUUUAUGGUGAAUUCUAGUGGUGAGAUUCGGUCUAUUUUGUCACUUUCUCUUUUUUCUUUUG